Scaptodrosophila lebanonensis is the source of this 1451-nucleotide messenger RNA. RefSeq lists its product as uncharacterized. Gene Ontology annotation, cellular component: nucleolus. The record is from RefSeq and is a predicted model, not a curated record. Gene Ontology annotation, biological process: negative regulation of transcription by RNA polymerase II; rRNA processing. Bases 83 to 949 code for a protein of 288 amino acids. Gene Ontology annotation, molecular function: DNA binding. The transcript has a single exon. NCBI's taxonomy places the organism in Eukaryota, Metazoa, Arthropoda, Insecta, Diptera, Drosophilidae.
GUGGAAAGGUAUCGACUACCACGUGCGUUUGUUUGGUUUUUUUAGCGCAGGAAGCCGCGUUUUCCGACUCCUUUUUUAAACUAUGGUAUUCUUCACUUGCAACAUUUGCGGCGAAUCCGUCAAAAAGCCUGCCGUUGAAAAGCACUAUCAACAACGAUGCCGCGGAAAUAACAAAAAUGUGUCGUGCAUGGACUGCCUAAAAGAUUUUUACGGUGAGGAGUAUGUUGCUCACAUAAAAUGCAUUUCGGAAGCGGAAAAGUACGCAAGCGUAAGCCAGGGCUUUGUAGCCAAGGGCCCCAAAAAUAAGAACGCCAAGAAGCAGGAGAGUUGGAUGGACAUCAUACACGCAAUCCUCGAUAGCCAAGAGUAUGACAUGAGUCCGCCAGUGCGGGACGCGUUCAAACGGCUCCAGAGCGUGGACAAUGUGCCGCGUAAAAAAGCCAAGUUCGAGAACUACGUGGCAAACUGUAUGCGCAUGCCGCGACAUCAGGCCACGCAAGUUUGGGACAUAUUGGAGAAGGAGCUGGACAAGAUGAAGCGGGCAAAGGAGGAGGAAAUAGCGGCAGCUAAAAAACAAAACAAAACACAAAACGGGCAUACGGAAGAGACCAAAACCGAGGUUGCGGAUGAACAUGAACCAGCAAAAAAGAAGGCAAAAAAAGAGAAUGGUGUGGCGGUAGAGUCGACGCCAGCGGCGGUAGAUGAAGCCCCUGCCCAGUUCGAUUGGCAAGCACAAUUGACCAAACUAAUCGGGAAGCAGGACGAUGGCAUAUUUGUGGAGAAGCUGAAAAAGAAACUGCUGAAGAAGUACCAAAAACACUUGGCAAUCGACGAGCUCAACGAAAAGCAGAUGAACAAAUUCACCAAGAAAUUCGAUAAGCACUUGAAAAGAUGCGAGGGGCUGCAGAUAGACGGCGAUCUGGUGAAGCAGCGCCACAUAAAAACGUAAAAUUAAGCCUUAGUGUAAUUUUAGACGCAAAUAAAUCGUAAGCAAGCACACAACUUGUUGUUUGCAAUUUAUGGGCGCACAUCUAAAUGCUUCCGGCGAUGGAAUUCAUAGCAAUCGUCGGGCGAUCGACAAAUUGCAGUUGACAUUUGAUUGUUUAUGGUUGAUCCCUAUCUAUUUCGCGAUUUAUGUUCGCCAGUUAAGGUCCAAAUAUGUGGGUGGGAGCUAUAAAAGUCAGUCGAUUUCCUAGCUACUUGGAACAGUCUAGAACGUGUACUCUAACCGAGAUGAAGUGCCUUAACUUGUUGCUGCUCUUUACUUUGAUGGCGCUCUUUGCCGGAUUGCAUCAGCCUGUGGCUGCAGGGCCUGCACCUGAGCCCAAGGGACGUCCACAGACCACCCGACGCCCGCAGAACCAAUUGUUUUGAUCCAGUCACCACACAGUUUGCACAGUUGCGUUUAUUUCGCGGAAAAUUACACAAUAAAGCAAAUCUUUUAAAGCAUU